ACAAUGCGUUGAAGUAUAUUCUCGUCCUUUUGCUGCCAGCACACCUCACAUCAUUCCAGCAGACUUGACUCUCAUCAAAAUGCCUUUUCUCGACUUACAGACAAACUUGCCCGCCAGCUCUUUCCCGGAGGACUUUUUGAAGAAGUUCUGUUCCAUCACUGCUGCUGCUCUGGGUAAACCGGAGGAUAGGAUGAACUUGGUCGUGAAACCCGGGUUGCCGAUGCUCAUUGCAGGCUCUUGCUCUCCUUGUGUGAUGUUGUCGGUGUCUGCCAUUGGUGUGACUGACACAGCUGAAAAGAAUAAGGAGCACAGCGCUAAGAUCUUCCAGUUUCUCACCAGUGAACUUGGUUUGGCUGAAGAUAGGGUUGUUAUUGUGUUCCACCCUCUGGGUCCUCACCAAGUGGGCAAGAAGGGAACUGUCAUGAGCUUCUUAUGAAGGAUUCCAGCACAACUUGCAACAUUAAGGAAGAAGACAAAGACCUAAAGACAGAUUAGAUUUCCACCAUCUCCAGUAUGUCUGUUCCAAAAGCUAUAGCAUUUUAAUUUCUGGCACAGUAAUAUCAGGAAUACUGUCACUGCUAGAACACAGUAUUGCAUAGUAUUGCAGAAUGCCUUAUAAGUGUUUUGUAGGGGAAUAUUGCAAAAUUUUAGUUUUUAACUGGUUUUAGAGCCCAGUUAUCUACACCGGACUGAAAUAUAAUAAACUGAUGAAUGAAAUGGGACCCUUUUAGGAUCAUAUAACCAGCAAGAAGAAAAUACUAUACAUUAGAUAUAUUCAUACAUAUAAUUCCUGUUUUGGAAACACCUUAAUAGGUAUUUUUUUGUGAACAGUCUGACUUUAUCAGUGGCAUUCAGAUAUUUUAGUACUUUUUAUCCACAGCUCUGUUGUACAGAUGUUAUGACUGUUGAGUGAUUUUGGACUAUAUUAAUAAAAUAUGCUGGAUGUAACUUAGCAUAAUUAAUGUUGUCACACACAAUAAUGCAAAUAAAUAAUUCAUGUCAUUGGUGCUAUAUGCAGUAUUCACUGGUAUUUAAAUUGGACACAAUGACUAUUGAUGUUAAAUAUCAAAUAACAAAAUAAACCAAUAAGCACUUGUUAA
This is a messenger RNA of Sphaeramia orbicularis (orbiculate cardinalfish), 1100 nucleotides long. RefSeq names its product D-dopachrome tautomerase (gene ddt). The record is from RefSeq and is a predicted model, not a curated record. Lineage: Eukaryota; Metazoa; Chordata; Actinopteri; Kurtiformes; Apogonidae. The transcript is spliced from 3 exons. Bases 80 to 436 code for a protein of 118 amino acids. Gene Ontology annotation, molecular function: phenylpyruvate tautomerase activity.